CUAAGCAAUUCCUAGAGUUUGGGGGGUUGGCGGGAUUUUCGUGCUUUAUCGGAGGAAAUGAAACGUAUGAAGAUGCCCUUGCCAUGGAAAAAUGCUUCUUUCAAGUCUUGAUGCAUCAUCACGACCUAACGUUUCUGAAACUCAGCCAUGGCGUCCUUCUCACACUCCCUCUGCAUCCCUUCUUCUUCUUCCGCUGUUUCUUCAAUGUCCGCUCUCAGGAAAUCCUUCUUACCUGCUGCUGGUAAUUGUCCCAGCCCCAAUUUCAAAUCCCAUUCAUUCUCAUUCCCCCAAACCCUAAAUCUCAACCCCAAAUCCCUAAUUCCCCCUCCGCCGUGCUCCGCCGCCGUCGCCGCCGCUGCCUCGUCAAAUUCGCUUAAAUCUCGCCUCCAGAACGGCGAAACUCUGUAUGGAAUCUUCCUCCUGUCGUUUUCCCCAACAAUCGCCGAGAUUUCGGGGUUCGCCGGCUACGACUUCGCCGUUGUCGACAUGGAGCACGGCCACGGAGGGAUCUCCGACGCCUUGCCCUGUCUCCGCGCCCUCGCCGCCACCAACACCGCCGCCAUCCUCCGCCUCCCGGAGUCCUCCGCCGCCUGGGCUAAGAAGGCCCUGGACAUCGGCCCGCAGGGCAUCAUGUUUCCGAUGAUCGACAGCCCUAAGUCCGCCCGGAAAGCCGUGUCGUACUGCCGGUACCCGCCGGCCGGCGUCCGAGGGGCGGCGCACCCGAUCGUCCGCGCGUCGAACUACGGCAUCAACGAAGGGUACUUAACGAGCUACGAAGAAGAGCUGCUGAUCAUGUGCCAGGUGGAGUCGGAGGAGGCGGUGGAGAAGAUCGACGAGAUCUCGGCCGUUGAUGGGGUGGACUGCGUGCAAAUGGGGCCGUUGGAUCUGAGCGGGAGCAUGGGGUACCUUUGGGAUCCUGGGCACAAGAAGGUUAAGGAGGUCCUGCGGAAGGCAGAGAAGGCGGUUCUGAAAGGCGGCCGCGCGUAUCUGUCGGGAUUCGCGAUGCCGCACGACGCGCCGCCGGAGAUGCGGCGGAGGGGGUACCACAUGGUGGCCGGAGCCACCGAUAUGGGGCUGUACAGGAGUGCUGUGGUGGAGGAUGUUAAGAAGUUUAAAAUGAGCUCGGUUGAUGAUGAAGAUGAUGAUGAGGAGGCUGUAAAGGGCAUCGGAAAAGUUGCAGAGGAAAAAUAUUGGAGUGAGUGAAUGAGUU
Molecule: messenger RNA, 1210 nt
Organism: Andrographis paniculata
Lineage: Eukaryota; Viridiplantae; Streptophyta; Magnoliopsida; Lamiales; Acanthaceae
Exons: 2
Coding region: 148-1203 (351 amino acids)
Cellular component (GO): cytoplasm
Molecular function (GO): aldehyde-lyase activity
Source: RefSeq, a predicted model, not a curated record